AUGAAGUUCUCCACCUCCAUCCUCGCCGGCCUCCUCUCCAUCUCAUCGAUGGCCGCCGGCCACAUCGUCGCCUUCGCCCUGCCCAAGCAGUUGGAGUCCGGCCAGAACUUCGCUGCCCGGCUCAUCGACGACGGCAACAUGAGCCGUGAACAUGACAUCUUCGUUACUUUCGGAGCCGUGCCCGCCGAGUACGCCCGCAAAGACAUGCUCGGAGCUGCCUUUCUGGGCCAGAAGAUCCUUUAUCCUCCUGGAAAACUCUCCUCCACCCACGGGCACAACAUCAGCGUCCCUCUCUACGUUCCGGCCAGCUUCCCGAAGGGCAAGGCCGUCGUAAAUGGCGCGCUCUUCUCCCUCCAGCACACCGACGACAGCAACUACAGUCCGUCCAUCUCCUACUUGACCGCCACCGUCGACGUUACCAACGCCAUGCACCUCCUGGGCGCCAGGAGCGUCAUGGACGACAGGGACGACAUGGACGACAGGGACGACAUGGAAAACAUGGACGACGAUGAAGAUGAUGAAGAUGACGACGAUGUUGACGAUGAUGACGAUGAGUAA
Lasiodiplodia theobromae is the source of this 558-nucleotide messenger RNA. Its product is annotated as Secreted protein Nis1. NCBI's taxonomy places the organism in Eukaryota, Fungi, Ascomycota, Dothideomycetes, Botryosphaeriales, Botryosphaeriaceae. The coding region runs from base 1 to 558 and encodes 185 amino acids. The transcript has 2 exons. The record is from RefSeq and is a predicted model, not a curated record.